This is a messenger RNA of Fusarium verticillioides 7600, 442 nucleotides long. Its product is annotated as prefoldin subunit 4. The record is from RefSeq and is a predicted model, not a curated record. Gene Ontology annotation, biological process: protein folding. The transcript is spliced from 4 exons. Gene Ontology annotation, cellular component: cytoplasm; prefoldin complex. Bases 26 to 442 code for a protein of 138 amino acids. NCBI's taxonomy places the organism in Eukaryota, Fungi, Ascomycota, Sordariomycetes, Hypocreales, Nectriaceae.
GCGAUAGCAUCUUCAGUCUCCCACCAUGGCUUCAUUAGUACAACGUCGUAUGCUUUCAAAGGCGGACGAGGAGGCAGCGGACGAAGUUGAGGUUCGACGUGAGGACCAGGACAAGAUCAACAGAUUCAGUCGCCUGCACCAGCGAGAAAUCCUGUUGGGGGAGGAACUGAGCACAAAAACCAAGGAAAAGGAAGAGCUCGAUGAUUUGUCCACCGAACUUGAACUCGCCGAUGAGGACGAAAAGAUCCAGUACAAGAUUGGCGAUGCCUUUUUCCAUGUCUCGGUAGAGCAGGCUCAGGAGAUGCUGGAGCAGGCAACAGAGAAGCUCGAGGAAGAGUCAACAUCUUUGGAGGAGAAGCUAUCAUCUAUCCGCGAGGAGAUGACCAAGCUCAAGGUCGAGCUAUAUGCCAGAUUCGGAAAGCAGAUCAACCUAGAGACUUGA